UUCACUCUACUUUCUUCAUAGGGUUUUAUCUUAUCUUCUUCAUUUUUCUUCAAUAUGGCCCCUGUUCUAAACAAGAUAACUUUAACACCAUCUUCUAUUGCAUCACUCCCACUUUUUUCAUCAAAAUCCAAUACUAGUCAUAAUAAUAAUAAGUUAUAUUUAAGAAAUGCUUUUUUGCAUCAUAAAAAAGGUAACAACUUUUCUUGUUCUGGGUUGAAAUGGGAAGUGGGUAAAAGAGGAAAUAGUGUGGUUGUUAGAUGUGAAGGUGCUGCUGUUGCUGAAAAAGAAGCCCCUGAAUCUUCGGAAGAGAAGUAUGAGUAUCAAGCUGAGGUUUCUAGACUGAUGAAUCUAAUUGUUCAUAGUUUAUACAGCCACAAAGAAAUUUUCCUCAGGGAGCUUGUGAGUAAUGCAAGUGAUGCUCUUGAUAAACUGAGAUUCUUAAGUGUAACGGACCCAUCUUUACUUGGAGAUGCUGGCGAUUUGGAGAUCCGUAUCCAACCUGAUCCAGAAAAAGGGACCAUCACAAUUUCAGAUACUGGUAUUGGAAUGACCAGAGAGGAACUAAUAGAUUGUCUUGGAACCAUUGCUCAAAGUGGAACUUCUAAGUUCUUGAGUGCUCUUAAGGAGAACAAGGAUCUUGGCAACGAUAAUAGUUUGAUUGGUCAAUUUGGUGUUGGGUUCUAUUCGGCUUUUCUAGUUGCCGAAAAGGUGGUUGUGUCUACAAAGAGUCCCAAAUCAGACAAGCAGUACAUUUGGGAAGCAUCAGCCGAUAGUAGCUCAUAUGUGAUUAGAGAAGAAACUGAUCCCGAGAAACAGCGUCGUCGUGGAACGGAAAUAACACUUUAUUUGAAGGACGAUGACAAAUACGAGUUCACAGAGCCAAGCAGGGUUCAGGGUCUGGUGAAAAACUACUCCCAGUUUGUUUCUUUCCCCAUAUACACAUGGCAGGAGAAAUCAAGGACAGUCGAGGUUGAGGAAGAGGAAGAACCAAAAGAGGGAGAGGAAACACCACCUGAGGGUGAGAAGAAGAAGAAGACAAAAACUGAGAAGUAUUGGGAUUGGGAGUUAGCCAACGAGACAAAACCUAUAUGGAUGAGAAAUCCCAAGGAAAUUGAAAAGGAUCAAUACAAUGAAUUCUACAAGAAGACAUUCAGCGAGUUUCUGGAUCCUCUUGCAUACACUCACUUCACCACUGAGGGUGAAGUGGAAUUCAGAAGUGUAAUUUAUAUCCCUGGAAUGGCGCCAAUGAACAAUGAAGAUGUAGUCAAUCCUAAAACAAAGAACAUACGUCUUUAUGUGAAGCGUGUAUUCAUUUCAGAUGAUUUUGAUGGUGAACUGUUUCCCAGGUACUUGAGCUUUGUGAAGGGUGUGGUGGAUUCUAAUGAUCUUCCUCUCAAUGUUUCUCGCGAGAUUCUUCAAGAAAGCCGAAUUGUAAGGAUAAUGCGAAAGAGGCUUGUUAGGAAAACUUUUGACAUGAUACAAGAUCUAGCUGAUAGCGAGAACAAGGAGGAUUAUAGAAAGUUUUGGGAAAAUUUUGGCAAGUUUGUCAAGUUGGGAUGCAUUGAGGACACUGGAAAUCAUAAACGAAUAACUCCACUGCUACGAUUUUUUUCAUCAAAGAGUGAAGAUGAGCUGAUAAGCCUGGAUCAGUAUAUUGACAACAUGGAUGAGAAGCAAAAUGCCAUUUAUUAUAUUGCCACCGAUAGCUUGAAAAGUGCCAAGUCUGCUCCUUUCUUGGAGAAAUUGGUGCAAAAGGGUAUCGAGGUGUUAUUUUUAGUUGAGCCUAUUGAUGAGGUCGCUAUUCAGAACCUUCAGACAUAUAAAGAGAAGAAAUUUGUGGAUGUGAGCAAGGAAGAUCUCGAGCUUGGUGAUGCGGAUGAGGUUAAAGAGAGAGAAAAUAAGCAAGAGUAUAUCCUUCUUUGUGAUUGGAUGAAACAACAACUUGGUGACAAAGUUGCAAAAGUACAAGUCUCAAGCCGUUUGAGUUCUUCUCCAUGUGUUCUUGUGUCUGGCAAGUUUGGAUGGUCUGCCAACAUGGAACGGUUAAUGAAAGCACAGACUCUUGGUGAUACUUCAACCUUGGAAUUCAUGAGGGGAAGAAGAAUAUUGGAAGUCAACCCAGACCAUCCGAUCAUCAAGGACUUAAAUGCUGCAUGCAAAAAUGCACCUGAAAGUGGUGAGGCCAAGAGGGCUGUGGAUCUCUUAUAUGAAACAGCUUUGAUCUCUAGUGGAUUCACUCCUGAUAGUCCGGCUGAGAUGGGUGGGAAGAUUUACGAGAUGAUGGCGGUCGCUCUUGGAGGAAGAUGGGGACGAGUCGAGGAAAGCGAAACUGCUGCUGAUUCAACGGAAUCAACUUUAGAAUCAGCAUCUGAAGCCACCGAGACAGAAGUUGUGGAACCAUCAGAAGUGAGGAUGGAAACUGACCCUUGGAAUACUUGAUUAGGAUUUAAGUUCAUAGAAUAAGGAAAUUGAUUAGAGGCAGAGUGGUUGAAAUUGGUGAGGGAGUAGAAUUUUUGGUUCGAAAAUUAUGUUCUUAUAUAUGUGAUGAUCGUGUUCUUAUUUAUGAAGUUAUUAUGUUCUUUAUCUCCAUGAUUGGCAUCGAGACUUAGUCAAAUUGAUGGGAGUAUUUUGUACUAGUCUUUUCAGUUACAUUAAGAUUUUAUCGAGAUGCGUUUGUCGAA
Molecule: messenger RNA, 2681 nt
Organism: Erigeron canadensis
Lineage: Eukaryota; Viridiplantae; Streptophyta; Magnoliopsida; Asterales; Asteraceae
Product: heat shock protein 90-5, chloroplastic
Biological process (GO): cellular response to heat; protein stabilization; protein folding
Cellular component (GO): cytosol; protein-containing complex; plasma membrane
Molecular function (GO): ATP hydrolysis activity; ATP-dependent protein folding chaperone; ATP binding
Source: RefSeq, a predicted model, not a curated record